AUGGUCCCAUGCCUCCCCGACCGCCCAGUCCCUGCCCCAGCCCAGCUUGCGAGCUACCAGCAGCUGAGCUCCGCGGCACAGACACCGGCUAGCCCUCCGUGCCCUGUCCCCGCUCCGCGGCGAUCCCUAGCCAGCCCUCCCGUUCCUGCCACCGCUGCAGCUACGCUGGGGACCACGGCCACCACCGGGAUCGCGACAGCAGCCCAGCCCUCUGCCCCUGCACCCCCCAGUGCACCCCUGCCUGCAGCGCCGCUGCCGGCUCGGAGCGCCGCGGCGCUGCCGCGGCCCGACCCGCCCCCAUUGCGCAGUGGUGUUCCGGGGCUUCACGCCGCAGCGCUGCCAUCCCCUGCGGGCGGCGACGCCCUGGCGUUCCCUUCUGUGGCCACAGACGCGGUCCCUGCUGCGCUCCCCGAGGCGGCCGCCAUGAUGCCUCACCACGCGGAUCCCGUGACUCGCCCCCCGCAUGCGCAGUCCCUGCGACCCUCGGAAGUCCUGCCUCACACCGCGACACCGCCGGCCCCCCCCCACGCCACCUCCACCACGCCUUUGAUCUAG
Vidua macroura (Pin-tailed whydah) is the source of this 555-nucleotide messenger RNA. Its product is annotated as skin secretory protein xP2-like. The coding region runs from base 1 to 555 and encodes 184 amino acids. NCBI's taxonomy places the organism in Eukaryota, Metazoa, Chordata, Aves, Passeriformes, Viduidae. The transcript has a single exon. The record is from RefSeq and is a predicted model, not a curated record.